AUGUCAAAUAAUACAUAUUUUAUUGCAUUUUUGAGCAAUAUGACAGCUCAAUUCAAUCGUUCUUUGGCAGUUUUUAUAUUUUUUUUUGGUGUUAUUGGUAAUAUUCUUAAUAUAUUUGUUUUCUCUCAACGAUUUUAUCGUUCAAAUUCAUGUGCUUGGAUUUUUCUUGUUCUAUCCAUUGUUGAUCUUGUUUCUCUUGUAUCUGGUCUUAGUACACUAAUAAUUGCUGGUUGGACGACUAAUCCUAGUAGUCAUAUUGGAUCAAUUUGUAAAAUUCGUGCUUUUCUUGUAUUCUCAACGAGAACGAUGGCUACGUGGUUAAUGGUAUUAGCAACUAUUGAUCGAUGGUUUUUAUCAAGUACUAAUGCUCUUCGUCGUCAAAAGAGCUCAUUGAAAAACUCUCAGUUAUGGACAACCAUUAUUAUUAUUCUUUCAGCUAUUUGCUAUUCACAACAAUUAUAUUGUUAUGAAGCUAAUCUCGUUGAUACUCCUCUCCAAUGCUACGGGAAAACAGUUGUAUGUCGUUAUCUCACUGAUUUAUCUCUUGCUUUAGUUACAGUGUGCAUUCCUGUAAUUCUCAUGAUAUUAUUUAGUUUACUAAUUAUUUCAAACAUACGACAAUCUCAGCGUCGUGUGCAAAUAUUACAAUCAACUACUAUGAGAUCUAUUGCCAACAUACCAUCUCAUUCAAAUAACCGAAAUUCAUUGGGAAGGUUCAAGAAAACAGAACAUGGUAUUCUUCGAAUGCUUUUAUCUCAAGUUAUUCUUAGUAUCAUUUUUACUUCUCCCUUAUGUCUAGACAAAUUUUAUUCAUCAAUAUUGGAACAUAAUGGAUCUCCAGUUCAAUUGACGACUAAUGCAUUCGUGUACGAUUUAGCCAUUUUGAUUUAUGACAUAUCCAACGGCAUAACUUUCUAUAUUUAUAUAUUUUUUGGUGGUUGUAUUUUUCGAAAAACAUUGUAUGAAUUUCUUGUUUCAAUAAAACAGAAAUUUAUCGGCCAUUAG
This is a messenger RNA of Rotaria sp. Silwood2, 1005 nucleotides long. NCBI's taxonomy places the organism in Eukaryota, Metazoa, Rotifera, Eurotatoria, Philodinida, Philodinidae. The record is from the annotation of a GenBank genome assembly.